Molecule: messenger RNA, 4416 nt
Organism: Cynoglossus semilaevis (tongue sole)
Lineage: Eukaryota; Metazoa; Chordata; Actinopteri; Pleuronectiformes; Cynoglossidae
Gene: phkb
Product: phosphorylase kinase, beta
Exons: 31
Coding region: 38-3304 (1088 amino acids)
Biological process (GO): glycogen metabolic process
Cellular component (GO): phosphorylase kinase complex
Molecular function (GO): calmodulin binding
Source: RefSeq, a predicted model, not a curated record
UCCUUAAGUGAGCUGGUAAUUCUGUCACUUUUUAAACAUGGCGAGUCUGGCAGAUGUCGGCUGGAAACUCUUGGAAUUUAGAGCCCGAUCAAAAAGAUCAGGUUCCAUCUAUGAACCUCUGAAACUCUCCAACCUUCAGCGUGAGGAUGAGCCCUUAUGGGAGAAGCUAGACCGCUACUACAGUGCUGUCAAGACGACCAUCCUGAACUACCAGAGUCCGACCACGGGUCUCUUCCCUGUGAAAACAUGCCUGACCUGCAAAGAGGCAAAGGUCCGGGAUUCCCUGUACUGUGCUGCUGCCGCCUGGGCUCUAGCUCUGGCGUACAGACGCAUUGACGACGACAUGGGUCGAACACAUGAGUUGGAGCAUUCUGCCAUAAAGUGCAUGAGGGGGAUCCUCUACUGCUACAUGAGACAGGCUGAUAAGGUGGAGCAGUUUAAGCAGGACCCCAGCCCCUCCAAGUGUCUGCACUCAGAGUUUGACGUGAACACUGGUGACGAGGUUCACUCCUACAACGACUACCACCACCUGCAGAUCGAUGCCGUGUCUCUCUUUCUGCUUUACCUGGUGGAGAUGAUUUGCUCCGGUCUGCAGAUAAUUUACAACACUGAUGAGGUUUCUUUCAUCCAGAACCUGGUCUUCUGUGUGGAGCGGGCCUACAGGGUGCCUGACUACGGCAUGUGGGAGAGAGGCAGCAAAUACAACAAUGGCAGCACCGAGCUGCAUUCCAGCUCUGUGGGUCUGGCUAAAGCUGCUCUGGAGGCCAUCAAUGGGUUCAACCUGUUUGGAAACCAGGGCUGCUCGUGGUCAGUGAUAUUUGUGGACUUGGACGCCCACAACAGGAACCGACAAACUCUGUGCUCCCUGCUGCCCAGAGAGUCCCGCUCCCACAACACCGAUGCGGCGUUACUCCCGACCAUCAGCUAUCCAGCGUUUGCGGUGGACGACGACGUUCUGUCCAGUCAGACACUGGACAAGAUUGUUCGCAAGCUGCGUGGAAGAUACGGCUUCAAACGUUUCCUCCGCGACGGCUAUCGCACCGCUAACGAAGACAAGGAUCGUCGCUACUACAAACCCGCUGAGAUGAAGCUUUUUGAUGGAAUCGAGUGCGAGUUUCCCAUAUUUUUCAUCUACAUGAUGAUUGACGGGGUGUUCAGAGGGAAUAAAGCUCAGGUUGAAGAGUACCUAGAACUCCUCCAGCCCGUCAUCUUUCAGUCCUAUGAAGGUCAUGCUGUGAUUCCUAAAUACUACUACGUACCCGCUGAUUUUGUGGAGGCUGAGCAGAACAAACGCGGGAGCCAGAAGCGUUUCCCUAGCAACUCUGGACGUGAUGGGAAGCUGUUCCUGUGGGGUCAGGCCCUCUACAACAUCGCCAAGUUGUUGGUGGAUGAGCUGAUCAGCCCGAAGGACAUCGAUCCGAUCCAACGCCACGUGUCCCGUCAGGAUCAGCGCAACGUCAGCAUGAGAUACUCCAAUCAGGGGCACAUAGAGUACGAUGUUGUGAUUCACAUGGCCCUCAUUGCUGAAAGCCAGAGAUUGCAGGUUUUUCUAAACACUUACGGCAUCCAGACCCAGACUCCCCAACAAGUGGAACCGAUCCAGAUCUGGCCUCAGAAAGAACUGGUCAAGGCAUAUCGAUUCCUCGGCGUUAACAAAAAGCUGGGGUUGAGUGGGCGUCCAGAGAGGCCGGUGGGCUGCAUCGGGACCUGCAAGAUUUAUCGCAUCCUGGGAAAGACAGUGGUGUGCUACCCAAUAGUGUUUGAUCUAAGUGACUUUUACUUGUCCCAGGAUGUUAUGCUGCUGAUUGAUGACAUCACGAACGCCCUGCAGUUCAUCAAACAGUGCUGGAAGAUGCAGGGACGUCCUCUCUUCCUGGUCCUCAUCCGCGAGGAUAACAUCAAGGGGAGUCGCUUCAACCCGGUCCUGGACAUGUUGGCCUCUUUCAGGAAAGGUAGCAUUGGUGGGGUCAAAGUUCACGUUGACAGACUUCAGACCCUGAUAUCUGGUGCAGUGGUGGAGCAGUUGGAUUUCCUUCGUGUCAAUGAAGCAGAGAUUACAGAGUUUAGAGGCUUUGAGGAGCUGGACCUGCCCAAACACUCCAAGGUGAAGAGACAGAUGAGCACCCCCAACGCUUCAGACCUGGAACAGCAGCCGGAGAUCGUCGUGGAUGAGUGGCUGGACAAGUCCAACCACGAGAUCAUGCAGAAGUUCCACGACUGUAACUGUUUGGUGAGUCAAGCUGAGCUCGCAGGAAUCCUCCUGAGGAGAGAGGGACAUGACUUCCUUGCCAAAGAUGAGAGCCUGAUGGGUGACCUGGAGAGAAUCUACAGGAGAGCCGGCAGCAGGAAGCUUUGGUCCGUUGUCCGUCUUGCCGCCAGUCUCUUAACUAAGCUAGUGGACAGCCUUGCCCCCAGUAUUACUAGUGUAUUAGUGCAUGGGAAGCAGGUGACCCUCGGAUUAUUCGGCCACGAGGAGGAAGUCAUUUCCAACCCUCUCUCACCAGGGGUGAUUCAGGGCAUCAUCUACAGCAAGUGCUCCCCCCAUGGCGGGGAGCGAGAUGCCGCCCUACAGCAGGAGCUGGUCAUUCACAUUGGCUGGAUCAUCUCCAACAGCCCCGAGCUGUUCAGCGGCAUGCUCAAGAUCAGGAUCGGAUGGAUUGUCCAGGCCAUGAAACAUGAACUGAAGAUCCGAGCAGGAGACAUGCCGCCACAGGACAUAUACCAGCUCUCCCCCAGUGACAUCAAGCAGCUGCUGCUGGACGUCCUGCAGACACAGCAGACCAGCAGGUCUUGGCUGAACAGGCGUCAGAUUGAUGGCUCUCUGAACAGAACGCCUCCAGGCUUUUAUGACCGCGUGUGGCAGAUUCUGGAGAGGACCCCCAACGGUCUCCUGGUGGCUGGGAAUCAUCUCCCACAGCAGCCCACACUGUCUGACAUGACCAUGUACGAGAUGAACUUCUCGCUGCUGGUGGAGGACACUCUGAAGAACCUCGUCCUGCCGGAGUACAGACAACUCAUAGUGGAGUUGCUGAUGGUGGUGUCCAUCGUGCUGGAGAGAAACCCGGAGCUGGAGUUCAGCGACAAGGUGGAUCUGGACCGACUGGUGAAGGAAGCCUUCAAUGAUUUCCAGAGGGACUGCAGUGUUUUUGAAGGAAUAGAAAAACAGAACAAUAUGGAGGCCUUCUACAACACAGCACCACUGGGGAAGAGAGGCACCUCCAGCUACCUGGCCAAGGCUGUCAUGAUCCAGUUACUGCAAGGAGACGUCAGACCCUGCAGGGACGACCCGUGCACCGUCAGUUAGGUCCACAAAGCUCUUUGGCCCCAGACCCAAUUCCUAAACUGUGUGAUGGUCAAUCAUGGAGUGUCCUGUAUGAUUUUACAGUAAACCGUCCUCUGCUGAAGUUGCGACGUUUUUUUCAGGCUCUGAGCUGAGUUUUCAUGUGUAGUACUUUCAUGUUGAUGUAGUUUGUACGAGGCCCAAUAGAAAAUACUGUCCAGAUCAAAGUGGUAUCACUUUAGUUUAAUUUAUAUUUGAUUGUUUGGAGUGUGUGUUUUUUUUUUAUAUAGUUCUGCAUUCCCAGUAUUCACCUAACUGAUUAUCAUUCAUCAUCUCCAGUUUAAUCCAUUUGAUUUUUUGGUUCCACCUCCUACUCCUACAGAUUUGCAUGAAUUAUGUUGCAGAGCCACUGGUAGAAUUUUGUCAGCAGAACUCAGAACUUUACAUUCAGGCUAUUAUCUUGCACUCUUGUAGUUUUUUUUUUUUUAGACAGUAGCAAUUAUGGAAAAUGAUGGUAAUUGUGCUUCUGGUUUGGCUCGACAUGAAAACUGAACACAGUACAACAAAAGCCAGAAAGAAAAAAACCAAGUUGGGCAAAACAAACCAUAAGUCAUAACUGCUGGCACUAGUGAUGAAGUUUUCUUCUUAGCUGCAUGUUUUUGCAGUAGAAUGUAAAAAACACUGGACAAAAUAAGGGAUGUUUCAUUAUACAGAGACAAUACUAUUUAAAAUAUAUUAUAGGAAAUACACACACGUACACAGUGAAGUAUUCAUACUGCGUCAGGUAAACCCUGUAACGUGACAGCAGCUGCUGUUUGUCAUAGGUGUCAGACUAUAUAUAUAUAUAUAAACAAACAAAAAACAAACAUUUGUGAGAGGCAGUUUUUUUACCCAUCUGCAUGACAAAUAACUGUGAUUCAUCUUCUGCCAGGUAAUGGAUUUUGUUGAUUUAGUGCAGCCGUAGAAACUACUGUCAGUCCUGUGUAGACGUGACGACACUCUGUAUUUAAAUCACUGUGAUGAAUCUGCUGCAGUAACGUUUGCCUGCGUCUUCGUGCUGUCUCCUGUUUUGUCAUUCAAAACAAGUUUUUUUUUCUUUCCCCCCUGUCAAAUAAAGACACCGUGGAGCUCUGUGA